AUGGCUCCGGGCGGGGAAGGGGAAGGAAAGGGAGGAAGGAAGGUGAGGAGCCCGAAGGCCCAGGCGGAGGAAGAGACCCGGAGGAGGCCUGGGCAGAGAGGCCUGGGAGGUGGAGCGGGCUGGGGGCGAGGGGGAAGCGGCUCGUGCCUCGUCCGGGAGAAAGGAAACGCAGGGAAAGGGGGAUCGGGGAGGUGGAAGCUCUGCGCCGCUGGAGGCGAAGGGCCGAGCAGCGGCUGGGGUGGGGCUGGCCAGACGCGGCGCGCAGGGCCCCCGAGUCUCCCUCAGCGGCGGGGUGUGCAGGGCAUCCUUCCCGCCUCUCUCAGGCCUGCGGCGGGCCCGGCCAGGCGGGUGACGAAGAGCAGCGGCGGCUGGCACGGCCAGGCGGCCCGAGAAGGCGGCGAGUGGGGCCGGCUCGGCUCGGGGCGGGACGGAGAGGCAGAAGCGCCGGGCGCCGCGUCCUCCUCCCGCGGGUUCCUCCCCUCGCGAGCCGAGCUCCAAAAUGGCGGCUGCGCCGGGCCGCGCGAACGCUCCGAGACACCGCCCCGCGCACGCGCCAUGGCGGCGGCGGCAGCGCGGGGCCGCGCCCGCCUCAGGGGCCGGGCGGAGGCUGGCGGCGGGGCAGGCCCGGGGGUUCGUGCCCCGGUGCCCCUCCCUGGAGUCCGGGGGAGCGGGAGAGCCGCCCCUUCCCCAUUUCUCCGCGCGAGUCACUCUGGCCGUCCCCGGCGCACCCCCGCCCUGUUCCCAGAUAACGGGGUCAAAGCCCGGCGUGGCCCAGGCGGGAGGGACGAUGGUGUGGCAGCCGCCGAAGAGGAAGGAAGCCCCGGAAAGGACUCAGCAGGGCCCGGGGGCAGCGCUUGGCACACGGGCUGGCAACGUGAAAUGAAGCAGCGCUUGAAAGAAAAAAAAAUCCAGUUCAAAUGAAAAAUAGGUUUGAGAUGUCUGUCUUGAAGCGCUUAACUGGACUGUUGUGCAGUGUUAUUGCAGCUUUGCUGUCUUUAUUUCAUGCUCUUUUCCAAAAGUUCAGUCAUUACUCAGUCAUUUUUUUGCUCUUUGUUCCUCAUCCUGCGUUGGCAGCCAGUGCCAGCUGAGGUGUCUGGAUGGAACAUAUGGGCUCUGUCUCUGCAGGCAUUUAGCAGAGUUCAAAUCAUCUAAAAUGGAAGACUUCUCCAGUGUCGUGUUUUAGACAAAACCAUCCAGGAAAAGUCUCAUCAUCAAGAUGAAAGGAUCUUAAAGCAGUCCCUAAAUCCAUGGGCAGGUAUCAUUUUACCAGCUGCUGACAUCCAGCCAUCUCCUGGGUGGAAAACAACAGCUGUUAGUCAUGUACAGCAGAACAGUGACCUAGAGAUGAAUAAUUGUAUCUGAAAAGUCACAUUUGUGCAAAAAAAUCUCAUCCAUUACUAGGAAAUCUUACUUGGUAGCUAUAGCUCUGAUCCAUUCCUCCUGGUUUAAGUGUUUGUGUGUGCCAAUAAGAGUCAGUUUUAAACACCUGUAGACAGGCUACAAUACAAAAUGAAGGUUAUGAUGUUUUCUUGUGUGAUUUGAACAGAUCUGACUUGCUUUCUGUUUGACCAUGGCCAAAAUACAGAUUAAAAGAUAGCAACUGGACUUGCAAUAAUAUGCUAAAUAAUGUUUAAAAAUAAUAACAAAAACUGUAAGUUAGCAGCAGAUUUAAUUGCUCAUAGUCUGUAAAAAGGAAAUAAAAAAUCCUGUUGCUUC
Molecule: messenger RNA, 1716 nt
Organism: Zonotrichia leucophrys gambelii
Lineage: Eukaryota; Metazoa; Chordata; Aves; Passeriformes; Passerellidae
Product: spidroin-2-like
Exons: 3
Coding region: 1-921 (306 amino acids)
Source: RefSeq, a predicted model, not a curated record